AUGAUUUAUGAUCACAAAGUUCACGGAGACAAUUCAAAAGGCUUAAAUGAUGAUGUAAAAACUGGUUGCCAAUUGCGGAUGCACAACAGCCUUUAUCCACAACUUAUCUCUGCUUAUUCUCUGAAAGCUGCAGUGCGUCUUGAAAUAAUUUUAGCUCUGAUGUUCAUUUGA
Plasmopara halstedii is the source of this 171-nucleotide messenger RNA. RefSeq lists its product as uncharacterized. Lineage: Eukaryota; Oomycota; Peronosporomycetes; Peronosporales; Peronosporaceae. The coding region runs from base 1 to 171 and encodes 56 amino acids. The record is from RefSeq and is a predicted model, not a curated record. The transcript has 2 exons.